This is a messenger RNA of Strongyloides ratti, 4521 nucleotides long. RefSeq names its product Adenylyl cyclase V. The transcript has a single exon. Gene Ontology annotation, biological process: intracellular signal transduction; adenylate cyclase-activating G protein-coupled receptor signaling pathway; cAMP biosynthetic process. Gene Ontology annotation, molecular function: adenylate cyclase activity. Lineage: Eukaryota; Metazoa; Nematoda; Chromadorea; Rhabditida; Strongyloididae. The record is from RefSeq and is a predicted model, not a curated record. Bases 1 to 4521 code for a protein of 1506 amino acids.
AUGCCUUUAUCUUCAUUUUUUAUAUCUCCAUUUGGUGAUGUUAACUUAGAACAAGCUUAUCAAAAUCAACUACUUAAAAAACAUGGAGAUCUUUUAAUUUAUUUUCUUCUCCUUAUAACAAUAUCAUCAAUAUCAUUUUCAAUAAAUCACCUACCUCAACCAGAUGGAGGAAUGAUUUUAUCAACAAUUACAGCAAUAUUAUCAGUAAUUUUAAUAGCAAUAUUAACAAUAAAAAAUAAUGAAGAUAAAAAAGAUUCUAGUAAUGGUAAUACAAUUAAAAUCAAAUAUUAUACUAAUGUUGCUAAAAGAUCUUACACAAUAUCAUUAAUAAUUUCUUUUUGGUUAACUUUUGUUGUUAUCCUUCUAAUGAUUACUGGAGAACAUUAUGUUAUAAUUAUAACAAUUACAUUAUAUAUCUCAUUUUAUAUGUUAUUUCCAUUUGAAUUAUCAUCAACUAUUAUAAUUGGUGUAAUAUUAAGUUUUCUUGAAAUAAUUCUUUAUAUAUUAUGGGAAUAUUUUGAUAAAACAAGACUUGAUAAAGUAUUUUUUAAUAUUAUGUGGAAAAGAAUUAUAGAAAAUAAUGAACCUAAAAAUGGAAAUGUUUAUGAGAUACAGGAAACAUCAAUAGUAACUGAAAUUGAUAAAGAUCGUAUUAUGGCAUCUAUAAUAGCACAUAUAUGGUGUAAUUUUAUUGGUAUAUAUUUAUAUAUAAUACGUUCUCGUCUUACCAGAGCAACAUUUCUUAAUGCACGUGGAGCUUUACGUGGUACAAUUUGUGUUGAAUCACAAAAUACUAGAAUUGAUAAACUUUUAUCAAGACCAUUACCACCACAUGUUAUGAGAAAUGUUAAAAAAAGUAUAAAAGAAGGUAUUGUUCCACAGAUACAUGUUGAAACAUUUAAUGAUGCUGUUAUAAUUUAUGGUAAAAUUCAUAAUUUAGAAAAUAUUUUAUCACAAAUAAGUGUUCAGGAUGGUGGAAGAUUAUUAAAUGAAUUAGAAAAAAGAAUUGAUAUGAUUGUUGAAAAAAAUAAUUGUAUAAGAAUUGUUUCUGAUUGUAUUAUUAUAUGUUCAGGAAUACCAUCAAUACAUACACCAAAUAAUUGUUCCUCAAUUUUUACAAAAUCUCCACCACGUUUAGGUUUACAAGCUGCUAUGGAAUUAGCAUUAAUGAUAAAAUCAUUUGUUGAUGUAACACAAGCUGAUAUAUCAUUUCAAAUAGGUAUAUCUCAAGGUAUUGUUAAUGGUGGUAUUAUGGGACUUGAUAAAUGGCAUUAUGAUAUCAUUGGUCAGGCUGUUGAUAGAGCAAAAGAAUUAUGUAAUUUAGCUAUACCAGGAAAUGUUUUUAUUGAUAAAAAUAUAGGUGAUAAAUUAUGUAAAGAAUUUUCUAUGGAAUUAAUAAAUGAUGAAAAGGAAUAUAGAAUUAAAAUUGAUGAAGUAUUUAAUAAAAUGAUUGAAAAACAAGAUUACCAUCCAUCAGUUGUAUUUCCAUCUCAAAAACGUCUUUCUAUGACAACAGUUUCUCAAUCAAUUAAUAGACUUCUUGAAACAGUUAAUUCUGUUUUAAUAGUUGAUAAUAUUCAUAAAAGAUCAACAAAAAUUAUUAAUAAUAGAGGUGGUAAAAGGCAACUAAUAAAUGGUGAAAUUCGUGAAAAAUCACUUCUUGAACAGGAUGAAAGAAAUGAAUAUUAUAAAAAUUAUAAAUCACAAAAUUAUAAUAUCAUGAAUUCAUUUACCUUACGUUUUCGUGAUCAUUAUUUUGAAAAAUAUUAUCAUAAAUUAAUAGAUAGAUGGUUAAUACCAGCAUUAAUAACAUCAAUGGUAUUUAUUAUUAUUUCAACAUUCUAUCAACAACUUAUUGUUUCAAAAUUUACAACUAUUUUAGUAUUUUCAAUUUUUGGAUUAGGAAUAUUAGCUAUAAUGUUUGCCUUUCUAUUUUUAGAUUAUUUUCAAUUUAUGUGCCAAUUUAUAACACAAACAUGUAUUGGACAUUCCACUGUUAUUACAACACUCCUUUUUUCAAUUAUGUCAUGUACAAUGUAUUCAUUCUACUCCUGUGAUGAUUCAAUUAAAUGUUCAAAUCCAAAUUUAAAUACAACAAAUCUUGUUAUGUGGAUGAUAAUAGUUCCAUUAUAUGUUAAAUUAAGUAAUAUUGCUUCUCUAAUAACAUUUAUCCUUUCAAUAAUAAUAUAUACCGGGUAUGUUUUUGAGAAACAAGCUGAAGUUUUUGUUACUGCUUCAACAACAGCUGGUUGGAGGGUUGAUUUUGAUCUCCUUAUUACAUUACUAACAUUAUCAUUUAUUUUAUAUAUUAGAAUACGAAGAAAUGAAAAACUUCAAAGAUGUGAUCAUUUAUCUGCUAUGAGAAUUGUUGAAGAAAAAAAAAUAUAUGAAAAUUAUGAAAAAGUUAUUGAAAAUAUUAUGUAUCAAUUUUUACCUAAACAUAUUGCUAAUAGUUAUGAUAUUAAAUCAGAACCAUACUGUCAUCUUUUUCAUGCUGCUGGUAUUGCAUAUCUUCAAAUAAUGCCAGGUUAUAAUGAAAAAGAUAAAUGGAAUAAUCAGGAAGAUUUUAAAUAUCUUAAUGAAAUUAUUAUUAAUAUUGAUCAAAUGUUAAGUAAUUUUAAUGGACUUGUUAAAGUAAGAAAUUCAAAUGAUAUAUAUAUUGUUGCUGCCGGUGUUCUUCCUGAAUCUUCACAUUUAGUACAAGAGGCUCCAAGUACUAUUGGUGAUUUAUUAUCAUCUUUAACUGAUUUUGCCAUUCAAGUACGUGGAUAUGUUAAGCAAUUUGGUAUAUGGGUUAAAAUUGGUAUUGAUUGUGGUCCAGCAAUUAGUUAUGCCUUAGGUGAUGAUAAACCAACAUUUAAUAUUACUGGUAAAACAUAUAUUAAUGCUAUGAAUUUAUCACUUCAUUCUCAUAAUUUUGAUGGAUUAAUGGUAUCAGAGGAAAUUUAUCUUGCAUUAAGACCAAGACAAUAUAAAUUUGCCGAUGAACAUGUUGCUGAAGUUAAGGUAAGAAGUUUUAUUAAAACUCUUCAAAAUGAAGAAGAAAUUUAUUAUUCAAUUCCACCUGAAAGUUCUAAAAAAAAUGAAUAUGUUAAAAAUAUAGAAUAUACAAUUAAAGGUUAUGUCUUUGAAAGUGAUUUAAAAGCAAAAAUUGAUAAUGAUAUGUUUAUUGAAGAGUUAGAUCCUCAAGAAAAUUCUAAACCACAAAAUAAAACUAUAUUUAAAGAUGCAAAUGCUAUAUUAAAAGAUCAUUGUAUAAAUCCAAUAGAAUUUCUUAGUAGUAUGAAUACCUCUUACUCAUCUGAUGUCUAUUCAAUAGAUAUUGAUAUAGAAUCAGAUUCAGAUAUUGAAUGGUGCUCACCACAAUAUACAACAACAUAUCCAGAAAUUAUUGAUAAAACAAUUGAUGGUGAAAAAAUUAUAGAAACAACAAGUUUAAUUGAAGGACCAUCUUCACCACCACUUCCUGCACCUAGUGAUGAGAAACUUUUAAGAAAAGGUUCAACUGUUUCAGAUAAUCAACAACGUUUAAAUUCAUUUAAUAAACGUUAUAUGUCAAAUAGAGCAUUAGUAUAUAGUGAUUUUUCGGAAAGUGAAGCAUUACUAUCAAAUUAUAGUCCAAGAAUUGGUAGUAAUAAAAGAGUUUCUUUAACAAGAAACGGACCAAAAAUUCCACAUUGGUUAACUUCAAGCAAAAACAGUAUAAAUACCUCAGAGAUGUCUAUUAAUCAAAAAAAUUCCAGAAGUCAUAGUAAAAUGGGAUCAUUAAGUGCUUUAGAUAGAUUAAAUGCAACAGCUCUUAAAGUUGAUAGAAUGCUUAAAGAGUUAGCAUGUGUGGAUGAUUUUGAAAUGGGUUCCUGUAAAUUUGAUGAUCCGGAAUACUCUAAAUUUCCUCUUCAUUAUGCAUCCUCUAUAGGAGGAGGAUCUAACAAAAGUUCAUUACAUCGAUUUGGUAGAGGUGUCUCUUCAACAUGUCAUACAGAUUAUGAUAAUAUGGAUUCUGAAGCAAAUAGUGAUCAAGAGGUAGAUUGCCAAGUUUACUCAAAAUUAGAAGAACUUAAAAAAGCUUUAAAAGGCACAAAUAUAGAUCAAUCCCGAUACAGUAAUAGUUCAACAAAACCCGGAAAUCGUAGAAAUAAAAAAUCUCGUAAAAGUUUAUUUGAUUCGUUUAAAAAAAGAAAAUAUACCAUUCCUGAUACUGGUGAUGAAGCUGAUGGAGAAGAAAGUAACUGUUCCUCACUAGCAGCAUCUCAAUUCUUUGACAACAUCCGUUGGAAAUCAGUUCAUUCCAUUGGUUAUGAAAAUGAAUAUGAAUUUACGGAUGAUAAUAAUAUGAAUAUUUCAUUUGGAUUUAUAGAUGAUGAUAUAGAAAGUCAACAUGAUGAUGAUAAUAAUGAAAAUGAAAAUCAAAAAAAUAAUGGAAAAAAUAUUAAUGCUAAAGAGGAGAUGGCUAAACUUGCUAGGGACAUUCAACAAAAUUUUGGUGAUUAUAAAUUGGCUUCAUUUGAGAAAUUAAAUUAG